UGUACUGGCGGGAGCCUCAAACCCGGAAGCGACUGUAGUGAUCUGCAGAUCAAAACAACAACGUUUUCGCUUUUAUUUUCUCUUUUUUAGUCCAUCAUGGCUUCUGUUCCUGAAGCACAGCCAGAUAAUGGGCUGUGGAUUAAAACUCGAGAGGCCAUGGUACAUUUCCGGAAGCUACUUUUGUGCUCUAAAUGUGAGAACAUCCUGACAGAGCCGGUGUGUCUGGGAGUGUGUGAGCAUCUGUUGUGCAGGUCAUGUGCAGGUUCUCGUGUGGGAGACGGCUGCAGUGUGUGUCUCAGUCCUGCCUGGGUGAAAGAUGUCCACAUAAACAGACAGAUCAGUAACAUCACACAGCUCUUCCUGCAGCUAGAGGCUGUUCUCUGUCCCUCUGAGUGCUCAGAACUUCCUGCUGAUUCUCCAGCGCCCUCGACGGAACCCUCGGUCCUCACCAAGAAGAAGAACUUCAAGAUCUGGUUCAGCCCGAAGAGCCGUAAAGUGCGCUGUCGAGCGGAGAACACGGCCGACUCGAAGCCGUCCGUGCCGCAGCGUUCCGACUCCAGCGUCCUGUCCGUUUUCAACUUCACCUCCUCCUCGCAGGAUUCAGGCUCCUCCACACCUCCCAGAGCGAGAGCAGGAACUGAACAGAAGAAAAAGAAGAAGAAGAAAGAACAAAAGAAACUAAAGAACGUUGUUAAGAAGCGAGUCCGAGGCACCAGGAUUCAAAAUAAGGAGAAGAAGAAGAGGCUAAAGGCCGUGAACCAGCAGUGGGGGUUUGGGAAAGAUGAUGCGAUGGAGGACGAGGAGGACAAGAUUGAUACGAGGAGCGGAAAGAGGGUGUCCUUCCAGUGUCCCAGCAGUGGCACUAAACAGGAUGUGGAAGAGGUUCAGGAGGUUUCUCACGGUGAGGAACCAGUCAUCAGCCCAAAGAGAGAGAUGAGGAGCAUCCUGAAGGAUGGGAGGGAGAAGCAACCCGAUCAAGCUCUCUCAGAGAUCCAACAGCAUCCUCGUUCUACUCCAAAAAGGUCCAGAGCGCAAGGCGGAAGCCCACAGAGCACACCGAAGCGUCCCAGACUGUCUCCAGGCCAGAGGGUGAGGAGGAGACGAUCCGGUCCUUCUCCAGUCACCUCUCUGUAUUCCGGCAUUCCUGAAAGACCCGUAGAGGACAGGAAAGAGAAGGAAGUCCGAGGGUAUUCUCCUGCUAGUGGGAGGAGCCAGGCUAGCCCCGCCUACAUGAAGAGGAACCAUAAAGGAGAGACACCUCUGCACCUCGCCGCCAUUAAGGGUGACGUGGAGACCACCAGAGAGCUGCUGGAGCAGGGAGCAGACCCCAACCUGAAGGACCACGCAGGCUGGACCCCACUGCAUGAGGCGUGUAACCUGGGUCAUGUGGCUGUGGUGGAGCUGCUGCUCCAGCAGGGGGCGCUGAUUAACACACCCGGCUACGAGAACGACUCUCCUCUACACGAUGCCGUGAGGAACGGACACGCUGCCGUAGCUAAACUGCUGCUUCAUCACGGCGCCUCAACCUCUGUACUGAAUAUAUUUGGCCUUCGACCUGUUGAUUAUGCCGCGACUGCAGAAAUGCGAGAGGUCUUAAGUUCGGUCCCUGAGGCACUCCAUGAGGUACUGACGCCAGUGAGCUCUCCAGCAAACCUUUCAAAGUCUCCUGCUCUGAUGAAGAAAGACGUUCACGUCGCUCUGAUUGGUAGUAAACUAACAGCAGCUCAGCAGAACCAGCUCACCAAAGCAGCUCGAGUCCUGGGAGGAAAACGAGUCGAGACUUUCUCCAAUGCAGUCACACAUGUGAUAGUGGCUGAUGGUCCCAUGCCCUCCACCCUCACCGUCCUGCAGGGAAUCCUCAGUGGCUGCUGGGUUUUAUCCUUCACAUGGCUGGCCGAGUGUCUGCAGCAGGGCCGGUGGAUGGAGGAGAGCGGGUUCGAGGCGGGCGACGGGCCACAGAGGUCUCGUGUGAACAGAGUCAGUCUGCUGCCUCCGCUCUUCGACGGCUGCUUCUUCUACCUGCUCGGAUCGUUCCACAAACCCCCGAGAGACGAGCUGGUGCAGCUGGUGAGGGCCGGAGGAGGCCAGAUGCUCAGCCGGCAGCCCAAAGCCGACAGCGACGUGACCCAGACGGUGAUGGCGGCGGCGUACCACGCUCGGCCCGACUCAGAUCAGGCGUUCUGCACUCACUACGUCCUGUACGAUCCGCAGAGCUCCAGCAGACCCGGGCCGGUCCGUCUGGGCAAAGUGUGGUCAGCUCCUUCAUCAUGGCUGCUGGACUGCAUCAGGGCCUUCAGCAUGCUUCCUGUGCCCGAGCUCUGACUCGAUCUUUACGCCCGUGUACGUUGAGCUCGACCGACAGGACGCACACAGCGAAUGUAAACGAUCGGCGCCGAUCUUCUGUGUUGCCGAGUAAAGCUCGACACGUCUCAUUUAUCUCUUUCACUACGUAUAUAUUUGUGUGGAAAUAAGUUCUUCCAUUAAACAAACUCAAACGAUUGACUUCAAUGAGCCUUAAUUAUCUCGUCUUAAUUUAGCCACGCCCACAAAACUCCAUAAAAGGGAAGCUCACAGACUAACGCUAACACGCUGGAAUAUCUGAGGAGUUCUUUAAAUUAGUGUCGAAUGAUUUACACACUCGUGAUCGUAAUGCUGUAAUCAUGUAUUCAGGGUUGAUGAAUUUUCUUAGAUAUAAAAUUACUUUUUUUUUGUCUUGAAUGAAUUAAUCGGGUUUCCAUGAAAACUUUCUAAAAGCUCCUGUGAAUGAAUUACGAUUUUUUUUUUUAUUUGUCUAAAUCUCUAUCUUUAUAUUAAUUCUUUAAUUAUUGUUAUUAUGACUAUUUUUUUAUAUAAGCCACACAGUCUUUGGCAUGUAAGGAAACAUUUCUAAAAAUGGAUUGUAUAAAAAGCAGUAACUAAAAUAAAAUAAUAAAUAAGUCCAGAUCUCCUCUCUGGUUUGAGUGUCCGA
Molecule: messenger RNA, 2968 nt
Organism: Tachysurus fulvidraco (yellow catfish)
Lineage: Eukaryota; Metazoa; Chordata; Actinopteri; Siluriformes; Bagridae
Product: BRCA1-associated RING domain protein 1
Exons: 11
Coding region: 97-2322 (741 amino acids)
Molecular function (GO): protein binding
Source: RefSeq, a predicted model, not a curated record